AUGGAGAUGUGGCUUGGCAUGAAGCGGGCUAUUAACACGGCCAAGCGUGUCCAGAAGAAGUAUGAGAAGGGCCGAGCCAAAAUUACCCAGGCUGGGAAGCUGCUCCAGGAUGCGGAUCGACAUGCAGAGGAGAACGCUGCCAAGAUUGCCGAGCUAUCUUGUAGGCUGGUAGAGGCUGAGAGGGCGGUGGUAGAGGCCGAGGAGGCGAGGGCGGCGGCGGAGGCGGCGAAGGAGGAGGAGCUUCGGUCUCGGGCUAGGGAGGUGGAGGAGCCCAAGAAAAAGGCCAUAGCCGAGUACCGAAGCUCUCUAGAGUUCGUUGCCCUCCUGGACAAGGAGGUGAUGGAGCAAUGCGAGGAUCUCAUCUACCGGUUCAAGCACUUUAAUGCCGAUAAAAAACUAAACUUGAACUUCAUCCGGGAUCCGCCACCGUUGCCCGAGAGGGUAACUGAGGAGAUGGUCGAGGCGUACCUCGGGGAGGAUGCCCAGGUUGAGGCUUUAAUUUAUAUCCAAGUCUAA
This is a messenger RNA of Prunus armeniaca (apricot), 516 nucleotides long. The record is from the annotation of a GenBank genome assembly. Lineage: Eukaryota; Viridiplantae; Streptophyta; Magnoliopsida; Rosales; Rosaceae.